Molecule: messenger RNA, 296 nt
Organism: Medioppia subpectinata
Lineage: Eukaryota; Metazoa; Arthropoda; Arachnida; Sarcoptiformes; Oppiidae
Source: the annotation of a GenBank genome assembly
UUAAUUAACAAUUAUAACAAAAAGUGUUUAGUAAUAUGAAAGUGCAUUGGAAUGACCACUUCAGACAGUUCUACAAAACAUACGGCCCGGCAGUGACCGUAUGGGUCGGACCCAAACCAGUAGUAAUCAUCGGCGACCCGGAUGUCGCUAAACAGGCAUUUUCUCGGCCAGAAUUCAUGGGACGACUUGACAUUUUAUUGUCGCGAAUUUUCAACAAUACUGAUCACCAGGAGGUUUUAUUUAGCUCACACCUAUCCAGUUGGGAAUGUUUGCGCAAGGUCGCUCACAGGGCGGUC